AUGCCAGAAUUGAAGACAUCUAUAGAUACUCAGCAUGGUAAAGCAGAGUCAGAACGUGACACCAAGCGACAGCAACAGCAAAAGAAGAAGAGAAAGAACCGGUCAGAAACAAAAACGAACGGAUUAACAGUAAAGAAACGCAGACACAGCCUCAGUAAGCCUGCUCGAGAUCCGCGUGAUCAGCCAUCACCAGGUAUUUCGGAGCCAGAGAGUAUCGAGUCAAAAUCUUCUAGUGCAGUUGUUGACUUUGAUGGUUUGAGUAGACCGAUUUGUCGCCCAGGUCUUGGAACGCGUGAACGAAAAGAAGAAUCUCCUGAAUCUGCGGCUGUGCGAAUGAAAAAGAUAGCCGAUGCAGUCCGCACUAUUAUCGAGUGCAUAGGAGAAGACCCUGAUCGCGAAGGCCUGCGCCGUACACCAGAACGUUAUGCCAAAGCUAUGUUGUACUUUACCCAGGGAUACCAAGAAAAUAUCAAAGAUAUUGUAAAUGAUGCUAUUUUUCACGAAGGACACAAUGAGCUAGUGAUUGUCAAAGAUAUUGAGGUAUUCAGUUUAUGCGAACACCACAUGGUGCCAUUUACAGGAAAAAUGCACAUUGGUUAUAUACCAGACAAAGAUGUCAUAGGAAUCUCAAAGCUUCCGAGAAUAGCCGACUUAUUUUCUCGGCGCCUACAAAUUCAAGAACGUCUCACCACAGAUGUGGCCCACGCUAUCAUGGAUGUUGUAAAGCCACAAGGAGUUGCGGUGGUCAUGGAGUCGAGCCAUCUUUGUAUGGUGAUGAGGGGGGUACAAAAAACCCAGGCUACAACUAUCACUAGCUGCGUUUUGGGCUGUCUCGAAAAGAGAGAUAAGACCCGAAACGAAUUCUUUAGCUUGGUCGGGCUAAACAGAUGA
This is a messenger RNA of Blumeria graminis f. sp. triticale, 891 nucleotides long. The record is from the annotation of a GenBank genome assembly. NCBI's taxonomy places the organism in Eukaryota, Fungi, Ascomycota, Leotiomycetes, Helotiales, Erysiphaceae.